UUUAAUUAGUGCAUCAUGAAUUUGGCAACAAUAACCAGACAAUUGCCCUUCCUGGAUUACGGAGCAGCUCAGGUUGCGCACAGUCAAUUGACACCGGCUGCUAUUCUCUCUAAAUCUGUUUGGUCGUCACCGAUCGGAUUUCCUGGAUUGCCACAGUACUGGACAGCUGCACUGCCCACACCAUGGACUUUUCCUUUUCCGACUUCCUUGUUUUCCAUUGCCGACAUCAACAGUGUUCUAUAUGGACACAUGCGCCGCACCGAUGAUCCAACGAAAGGCAUCGCCAUAUCGGCGCUGCAAAUGGGAUUAUCGACUUUGUCGCCCUUUUCCAUGCUGGGCACUUCCCAUUCAAGGUCCCAAGAAGCGAUCUGCAGAAUACGACAGCCUGAAUAUGAGCCUGCUGAUCUUCCAUCAGGUCUGUCCGUGCAUCGAGCUGAUAUUCUCGGCGUUCCGCAAUUUGGAGUAUUCGCCAAGGGUGCCCUGUCUAAAGGCAUCCGAUUUGGGCCUUUUCGGGGGAAAAUUGUACAGACCAGCGAAAUUAAAUCCAACGAUGACUGUUUGGGCAUGUGGGAAGUGUUUGAUGACGGGAAACUUAGUCAUUAUCUGGACGGGAAAACGCAAAACGGUGUGGCCAGUUGGAUGAGUCUGGUGCAGUGUGCCCGGCAUCCCGGUGAACAAAACAUGGAAGUGGUGCAGCACGACGGAGAGAUCUAUUACCAAACCACGCGGGAUAUUGAUGCCGGAACGGAGUUGUUGGUCUGGUACGGGACCGAUUACGAUCGCUACCACGGCAUACCGACAUCCCUCAAAAGCGAUAAGCCACCGGAUAGCCAACAAAAGCAUCAAGAAGAAGCUGGAGAAGGCCAAGGCUUCUCAUGCGAAAGGUGUGGAAAAAUGUUUACCUACAAGUAUUACCUGGACAAGCACUUGAAGUUCACACGAUGUGUGGACCUGGGCAACCGCGGCUAUCCAUGUCCAAUUUGCGAAAGGUCGUUUGAAAAACGGGACCGAUUGCGCAUCCAUAUUCUCCACGUGCACGAAAAGUACAAGCCGCACGUCUGCGCUGCAUGUGGCAAGGCAUUUAGCCAGUCAUCAAGUUUAAAUAAGCACAUUCGCGUUCACACCGGCGUCAGACCGUAUCGUUGUGUCCACUGUGCAAAAACCUUCACCGCAUCAUCCAUUUUGCGAACGCAUAUUAGGCAGCAUUCCGGAGAAAAGCCCUUCAAGUGUAAAUUUUGCGGGAAAUCCUUCGCAUCGCAUGCCGCCCACGAUAGCCACGUGCGACGUACCCAUUCCUCCGCGUGGAAUAACAUUAUGGCUGAUCAGCAUCCUUACCGGCAUGAUCCAGAUUCCGAGGGGGAAGAGGAGGAAGAGGAGCAGGUGGUGUUUGCCAUGACGAAAGGCAAAGCCAUUCCGCCGGUGAACGAGCGGGUACUUCCGGAGCAGGAGACCACGUAUUAUUUGGGUGCACAUCGCCAUAACCAAGAUGUCGAAGCGCACCAGUGUGGAUUACUGUGUUUGCACUUUCCCUCCCUGAGUCGUUAUGCGACGCUCAGCACUUUCAUUAUUGUUUUGACGGUAUUAUGUUGUUUUCAAGGAAUGUUUUAUGCAUUUUGGAUCAGUAUUAUCACGUCGAUUGAGAAACAAUACGAGUUGUCAAGCGCGGAAAUCGGUUUAAUAACCGCCCUGGGCGAGAUCGGCAAGAUUGUCUGCCUGCUAGGCUUAUCGUUUUGCGGUGAACUGGCGCACCGCCCCCGGUGGAUUGCCAUUAGCAGUUUAGCCUUGACUUUAUCCUACAUCUUCAUCCUCAUCCCUGACCUUUUUGCGCCGGAUUCUUCCUGGAAGGAUUUAACCGCCAAUGAAGUGUGCCAUCAUCCGCCGACACCGGCCAAUGCCAGUACGGUUUCCAGUAUAUCUGCCAAAUGUCUGGUGUUCGAACAACGCACAGGAUGGCGCGUUGCCGGCAUGACGAUUUUUGCCAUUGCGCAUUUUGUAUCGGGUUGUGCGAGCGCCAUACCAAUAAUGUACGGUGUGGCGAUGAUUCAGGAUCAUUUUGUCAGGAAGGAUUCAUCAUUGUAUUUGGGUGUGCACUUUGUCGGGAGAGUCUUAGGACCAGUGCUGGGAUUUUUGCUGGGAACGCUUUGCACGGCCACCAUCGCCAGUUCACCUGCAGGUGUAAUCAACUUCGGGGAUCAAGAUCCGCGCUGGCUAAAUAUCCGAGCGUGGCAUGUGACCACUGGAAUUCUAGUUAUUGCGUUGCUCAACAUCGGAGCUGCAUUUCCUAUGUUGCUUUUUCCACCCGAGUUCACAAUUGUGGACCCUGAGUCGAAGCCGCCAAAGGGCUGUGUCGCUGUCCACAACCUGUCAGCCAAUCCUGUCGGAUACCGGAAGCCAUUAUCCUUGCGAAUGGUCAAAGAAGAUGUCAAGAAAUUAGUCUUUAAUCAAAUGUUCAUGACCCGCGUGGCUACUGUGGUCAUCAACGUAUUUGUUCUUUCCGGCUUUUAUGUAUUUCUACCAAAAUACCUGGAAGCCCAGUUUUAUGCUCAGCCAAAUGUAGCAAACAUUGCCACAGCAAUCGCCGUUUUACUGCCCACCGGUUGCGGUAUCAUUGUGGGAUGUUUUCUUUAUCGCUACUGUGAUUUCAAACCAAAGCAUUCAACGCUGAUCACUAUGCUGACUUCCUUAUUAUUCUUUGUGGGAUUCUUGGUCCUAAUUGCUUUCCGCUGUGAUUCGCGCCAAAUGGCCGGAAUGCGAACUAGCGACGGAGUCAUCGAUAUUAACCAACCAUGUAAUUCCCAGUGCAGUUGCGAUGAUCCAGUCUUUAGCCCAGUUUGUGAUGUGACAUCCGGUCUCAAUUACUAUUCGGCCUGUCGUGCUGGAUGUGGACCAGCGCCGGCAACGAAUAGCAGUCAUGCAGAAGCAGUAUCUUGCCACUGUGCAGCAGGCACAACUUUGGAACGCCUUCCAAAAGGAUUCUGUCGCAUAUUAUGCAACAAACUGUGGCCGUUCGUGUUUUUAUUGUUCCUGAUAUUGUUCAGUUGUUCUGUACCAACUGUUGGAUCUGUGAUGUUAAUAUAUCGAACGGUUCCUACCGAUUUGAUGUUAAUGGCUCAUAUUUUUAUGGCAACUUGCGUUGCUGCACUUGCGCUGUUUCCAAGUCCGCUGGUAUUCGGCGGCAUUAUCGAUUCCAGUUGUCUGUUGUGGUCAGCGCAGGGUUGCUCAGAUAGCGGCGCGUGCUUAGACCACGACAACAACGCUUUGGCCUUCCGUGUCAGUGGAACAAUAUCCGGAAUGAAGGUUUUGGCAGUUUUAAUAGAAAUCUACAUGUUCUGGAAGUCGAGGCAACUCGAAUUUGAUGAAAUCGAGCCGGCCAUAAUGUGGUCUCCGGAUGCAGUUCGUUUGGCUUUCACAGAGACUGUCGGACGAUAAAUUUUGCCUGCAAAGCUGCAAAACAUUUGUUUUAUAGAGUACUAUGUUACUGCACAAAUUCUGUAUUCCUUUGUUUAAUUUGGACUGCGGUGCACUGUUUGCGCAGUUUUAAAGCUCUGUUAGUCGCGCUGUUUGUAUUUGAUAAUUUGAUUUAAUACGCAUGAAGUGCCGAAAUUUUCGAUGUAUCGCGAUCAGAUGUACUUCUAUAAAUGAAAUAAAUGCAAU
Messenger RNA from Paramacrobiotus metropolitanus, 3654 nucleotides. Its product is annotated as solute carrier organic anion transporter family member 2A1-like. Gene Ontology annotation, cellular component: membrane. Gene Ontology annotation, molecular function: protein binding. The transcript has 23 exons. Lineage: Eukaryota; Metazoa; Tardigrada; Eutardigrada; Parachela; Macrobiotidae. Gene Ontology annotation, biological process: sodium-independent organic anion transport; transmembrane transport. Bases 16 to 3429 code for a protein of 1137 amino acids. The record is from RefSeq and is a predicted model, not a curated record.